CAGACACAGUCAGUCAGUGUGGACCGGGAGUCUCAGCGGCAGUUUGGGGAGAAUCCGAGCCGGGAAAACUGCGUCAAAUACGGGGAUAAGUCAACAGGGUGGAAUCCGCAAUGAGUUGGGGAACGGAGCUCUGGGACCAGUUUGAUAAUCUGGACAAACACACUCAGUGGGGGAUCGACUUUCUCGAGCGCUACGCAAAGUUUGUCAAGGAGAGGCUGGACAUAGAGCAGAACUACGCCAAGCAGCUACGGAGCUUGGUGAAGAAGUACUGUCCCAAACGCUCUAAAGAUGAAGAACCGAGGUUCACAUCGUGUCUGUCCUUCUACUCUGUACUGAAUGAACUGAACGACUUUGCCGGUCAGCGGGAGGUGGUUGCCGAGGAGAUGGCUCAUAAGGUGUACGGAGAGCUGAUGAGGUACAGCCAAGACCUCAAAACUGAGAGGAAGCACCAUCUACAGGAGGGCAGGAAGGCCCAGCAGUAUUUGGAUCAUUGCUGGAAACAGAUGGACAAUAGUAAAAGGAAGUUCGAGAGAGAGUGCAAAGAAGCGGAGAAAUCGCAGAUCACCUAUGAUCGGUUAGAUAACGACAUCAACGCCACCAAAUCUGAGGUGGAGAAGGCCAAAGCCCAGUUCUACCUGCGGACCCACAUGGCUGACGAGAGUAAAAACGAGUACGCGGCUCAACUCCAGAACUUCAACGCAGAGCAGUGGAAACAUUUCAACAAUGCCAUACCACACAUCUUCAAGAAUCUGCAGGACAUGGACGAACGUCGGACGGAACUCGGGGAGACGUACCGAUGUUUUGCUGAGGCUGAGCGGAGAGUCAUUCCCAUCGUCUCCAAAUGUCUCGAGGGAAUGGUUUCUGCCGCCAAAGCUGUUGAUGAGCGAAAGGAUUCAGCCAUUGUCGUGGAGUCAUUUAAGUCAGGUUUCGACCCGCCGGGCGACUUCCCCUUCGAGGACUUCAGUCAGAACCUGAGCAGGACGGGUUCAGACGGGACCAUCAGCAGCACGCCCAAAGCAGAGAAAGACAGAGACGGGGGCCCGGGCACACGACCCGAUCUUAAACAACAUCCCAUGAACAGAACAAAGAACAAGCUGUGGCUGUUUGGGAAGAAACCAAAGGCCCCGUCUCUGGAAGACUUCAGUCACUUACCCCCCGAGCAGAGGCGGAAGAGGCUGCAGGCGAGGAUCGAUGAACUCAACAAAGAGCUUCAGAAAGAGAUGGAUCAGAGAGACGCCCUGAACAAAAUGAAGGAUGUGUACGAGAAGAAUCCACAGAUGGGAGACCCCAGCAGCCUUCAGCCCAAAAUAUCCGAGACCAUAUGUAACAUGGAGAAGCUGCGCUCGGAAAUCCACAAAAACGAGACUUGGUUAUCUGAGGUGGAGGGAAAGCAGAGCUCAAGAGGAGACAGAAGACACAGCGCUGACAACCAUCAUCACGCUCCUCAAGGCCGAGAGAGUCCUGAAGGCAGUUACACAGACGACACCAGUCAGGAGCAUCACACACCUCACCACCGCCCCAAAAGUCCACCAGCCGGACGCCCGAGCAUGGACCCGCACGAGUUUGACGACGAGUUCGACGAUGAUGACCCGCUGCCCGUUAUCGGACACUGCAAAGCACUCUACUCCUUUGAUGGUCAGAACGAGGGGACGCUGGUGAUGGCAGAGGACGAGGUGUUGUACAUCAUCGAGGAGGAUAAAGGCGACGGCUGGACGAGGGCGAGGAAGCAGAGCGGAGAGGAAGGCUACGUCCCCACCUCCUACGUAGACAUCACCCUGGAGAAAAACAGCAAAGGUUCCUGAGGGCUGCAGGGUGGCCGGGCGAUUUGAUUGGCUGGUGGAGGGCUCUCACGCCGAAGGCUGAUUAUUGGUGGUGGGGGUGGUGACAAAGAAAGAAAGAAAGAGAGUAAUGAGUGGACUAAGUGGGAAAUGAAGUCGGGUGGGGGGCAGGUUUGCACGUCUGCAUGCUCACUCAUCCUUAAUCAGCAAAGCACUCUGGGAUACUAGGUAAGAGUUUUGAGGAGAGUCUAGCAGGAGAGUAGAUCAUCUCGAUAACUCCAAAAUCACGCAUUAAUAUCUCUCAAUUUGGAGAAGUCCAACCCGCACCUGCAGGAGCUUCUCCUAGUUAAUGCAGCCUUUAAGAACUCUUCAGACACUCUCGUCUUCUCUGCAUCCAGCUGCUAAAGUUUGACUUUUUUAAACUAGCAGAAGAGGCAGAAAAGAAAAGAGGAACGUGUGUUAAAAUUCCCUAAAAUAAACUUUUGCUCAACCAUUCGAUUUAAAACUCAGGACAUCAUCACAUUUUUUUUUUAGGGUCAGUUACGGUUCUUGCUACUAACAAAAUCAUUGUUGCUCUGCUCCAACUCAUUCCUGUCAUCAUCAUCAUCAUCAUCUGUGCUCCGUUGGCGAUGUCUGCCUGCCUGCCUGCCUGAGCCACUCUGCUCCUCAUGCCUGCCCUCACCGUCUCACAGUCGCAUGUCCUUAACGUGUCCCAAACAUGAUCAGGUGUCUUUAACUACAAAGUGUGUGUGCUUCUGUGGGUGUGAGUUUUGUGUUGAAUGUCAUGGUGAAUGUGUUUAAUAAAAAAGUCCAGCAUGAGUAUGAUUUCAUUUCUGUGCGUUGAAUGUUUCCCAAACAGCCUUCUGGGUAAAAUCAGAGCAGAAAAGCAGGACCUCUCUACCACUCUUUCUGUCCCCACCUUCCUCUCCUCUUUUUCCUUGGCUGUGAUUCCACCAGUCAACCAGCAGAUGGAGACCUUCCCUCAUCAAACACCAGCUCAGCGCUGAGCAGGACUGACCCCGCUUUAAUCAACAACACCAAACAUGAAGAGGAACUUCAGACUCUGCCUUAAAAAAAUCACGUCGUUUUACUGUGGAGGGAUUAUUCCAAACAUGUCAGGAUUUGUCUGUGUGACUACAUUUUCCAUCAGCCACUCUACCAGCCCUUUUAAAAGGACUCUACAUCUUACAUGAAUACGUUUUUCUCCGAUUUUAAUCAGUUGUUAUUGUGAAUGUGACGACACACGCUUGCAUGUAUCACCUACAUGUACUCGCAGGUACGGAAAGCCAAACAGGACAAAAACCACGUCUGUGUAUUUGACUUUCCAUAUGCGUGCAAAUGUGGUUAAGAACCCAUUUCCAAAUAAGUUGGGACAUUGUGUAAAAUGUAAAUGUAUAUAUUUUUUAUGCCUUUUUAAAUAGGACAGUGGAUAGAGAGUGAGGAAUGACAUGCAGGGAAGUAGCUGCAGGUCGGAUUCUAACCCGGGCCGUCGGCUUGAAGGGCUAAUUCCUCCGUACAUGGGGUACAGCGUAACCGCUAGGACAUCUUCACCCCUUUUAUUUACAUGUUACUCAACGUCCCAACUUUUCUGGGGAUGUAGCUGUACAUGUGUGUGUGUGUUACAUGUUGUUGGUUAUUACCAUCGAAUGAUUUGUACAUAUUAACAUCUUAAUGUAAUGCUGAAUGUGUUUCCAUGGUGAUUGUUUUUAAGGUUUGUUUGAUUGUCACAAGGUUUGAAUUGAACUGACGCACUUUGCCCUGAAGUACUACAGCAUUUGAAUCGGAUUGAUUGAUUGAAUGAAUGAAGGUGUGUGUGGUCGGCUGAGAAGAGGUGUGAACUUUACGAAUGUGACAAAAAGAAGAAAGGAAAAAAAAAACAGCUCCAGAAAUUCUCUCUUAAAAUCCUUUUUAUACUGUUUUUUUUGUAAACUCUUGAUGAGCACAGACCUGCUCGUUUUAGCAUGAUUUUCUACGUCUGUGUCUCUCUGGUGUUUGUUUUUGAACUGUUCACUCUUUUUCUUCAGUAGACGAGCAGAACCACACAUCUCAAGUCAAGGCUAGACUUCAUUUUCAUGCUAUUUAAGACAAAAAAAAAAAUGCCACUAAUGACUCUGCGUUUGUAGAUCCAAACAGCAGGUGGCAGCACCUUUGCUGUGUCUGUGUUUCUAAGAAGAAGCUGUGAAAUGUACAGAAUGAUGCUGUAGGUGUUGUUACUUGAACUAACCACGAUGCCCCACCUUUCUUCUUCUGUUGGCCAUCGUUUUGCACCAGAAAAUUGUGGAAAGAUUUUUUAACAUUAACUGACUUGUGCUUCCCUUAAUGCAGAUUAAAAGAACGAGAAAGUA
Messenger RNA from Labrus bergylta (ballan wrasse), 4123 nucleotides. The record is from RefSeq and is a predicted model, not a curated record. NCBI's taxonomy places the organism in Eukaryota, Metazoa, Chordata, Actinopteri, Labriformes, Labridae.